UGACGGCUGUGCUGUGUGUACGUGUGUGUGUGUGUCUGUGUGUGCGUCCGAAGUGUUUUCGAGUUUAUCGUACAUUUCCACGCCCUUAUAACCACGACUUCGUUUUGGCGCCGCCUUUCGGAUCAAGGAGGAGGGAUACACAAGAUUGCUUUAAGCUAAAGAAGCAUUAAUGUCGAGGUCAAAGUGUUUAAAGCUGAGACUGAAUCUCACGAGCUGUGCGUCGAAUGUUACGGUGGGUCAUUACGUUAAGAAAUGAGUAAGAUGAACUCAUGAGAACGGACUGCUAAAUUUUGCAAUUGUGAGCCAACAGAGCUAUGUGAGACUGAAAGACUGGAGCAGGCUCAGAGCAGUUAUGAAGUGGUGGUGUCCUUUUGUUCUUUGAGAGCAGUGGUGGGUAUGACGUCUCACUGACCGCGGAAUUGCGAGCGAAGGAACUGUGAAGGUGCUGGGUAGCAACUUAGAAAGGAGUCUGUUGGGUAAACGACCCAAGAUUGUGAUUUUUUUGAUGUCGACAUAAAAGCCGCCAAGUUGAGUACAUUUGGGCAUUCACCUCUUCGCCCCGCCAUGUCUGAUGAUGAGGAUAAACCUCCCGCUCCACCUGUCAGACUAACUUCAACGAGGGCAGAACCUGUUAUGGCUGUGGACAUGAGGCCUUUACCAAAAGAACCUGAAUCUGAAAAGAAGAAGCAUAAAGGCCACAAAGGUGGAAAACGGCACAAGGAUGACAAGCCGAACAUCUCGUACCCGACAAAUUUCGAGCACACGAUACACGUUGGCUUCGAUGCCUGUACGGGGGAGUUCACGCCAACUGGGGACCAUAGCAGUUGUCAGGGAAUGCCAGAUUCAUGGACAAAGUUAUUAUCCAUCUCCAAUAUAAGUAAACAGGAGCAGAAAAAUAAUCCCCAGGCUGUGUUAGAUGUCCUUAAUUAUUACGAUGCCUCUACGAAGGAACAUCAGACUUCAAAGUUCAUGACUGUAGCAAAAACUGUUGACCCUUCCCCGAGACCAAGUUAUCAGGGAGGUGUGAACAUUUCCAGCUAUCCAGCAACGCCUUCUCCUCACAAGAUUUCUGAUGCCUCCUCAGGGUCACCUUCAACUCCUGAAACAUGUUCAGAAGUUAGUGUUCCCGACGAAGAGGAGGAGGAACCUCCACCUCCUCCUAUAGCUACCAGGCCCGAACGUACCAAAUCCAUUUAUACAAAACCCGUAGAAGAUGAAGCCAAUGCCAAUGGGGCUGCCUUAGAUAGUAAUCGUAAUCCUCAAGCUGCCAGUAUUACCCCAGUGCCAGCACCUACAACCAUACCUCCGCCUGUGGCUGCCAACUCGACCACAAAUGCCAUAAACACAAGUGGAAGCACUGCCUUAGAAAGAACAGCAGAAAAGCAGAAGAAGAAGAAGAUGAGCGAUGAAGAAAUUUUAGAAAAACUUAGAGUUAUAGUCUCAGUCGGUGACCCUAAUAGAAAGUAUACUAAAAUGGAAAAAAUAGGACAGGGAGCCUCAGGCACAGUUUACACGGCAAUUGAGACGGCGACGGGAGUGGAAGUUGCCAUCAAGCAAAUGAAUCUCUCUCAGCAACCGAAGAAGGAGCUGAUUAUAAAUGAAAUUAUGGUAAUGCGAGAAAAUAAGCAUCCUAAUGUUGUUAACUACUUAGAUUCCUACCUCGUCAGUGAAGAAUUAUGGGUCGUAAUGGAGUAUCUUCCUGGUGGUUCGCUCACUGAUGUGGUGACGGAGACGUGUAUGGAUGAGGGACAGAUUGCAGCUGUUUGUAGGGAAGUACUUCAAGCAUUAGAAUUUCUUCACGUUAAUCACGUUAUACAUAGGGACAUCAAGUCUGAUAACAUCCUUCUUGGAAUGGAUGGCAGUGUGAAACUAACCGACUUUGGGUUCUGUGCUCAGAUUUCCCCUGAACAAAACAAAAGAACAACAAUGGUUGGCACUCCAUAUUGGAUGGCACCAGAAGUUGUAACAAGAAAACAGUAUGGCCCUAAAGUAGAUAUAUGGUCUCUUGGGAUUAUGGCAAUAGAAAUGAUUGAAGGGGAACCACCGUAUUUAAAUGAAAACCCUCUUAGAGCACUGUACCUUAUUGCAACAAAUGGAAAGCCAGAAAUUAAGGAACGGGAGAAGCUUUCUCACGUCUUUCAAGAUUUUCUUGAUCAGUGUUUAGAAGUGGAAGUAGAGAAGCGAUCUACAGCAAAUUGUCUCUUGAAGCACCCCUUCUUAAAACUGGCCAGACCACUGUCGAGUCUACACCCCCUCAUCGUAGCUGCUAAAGAAGCUGCCAAGAGCCAUUAACGUAGGUUCACAAAGGUAUUACAAACCUUAAUCCCAAUCCUUGACCUUUAAACAAUCCUCCCUAUUCUUAAUCUCACCUGACCCUACCUUACCUUACCUUAAAAACCUUCCUUACCUUUGUUAUGCUGGUGAAUCAGGUGCUGCUUCUAAUCUUCAUUUGUCAGCGAGGACGACCAAGCAGCCUUGUGUGAUUAUUAUAACAUAGCCAGCUCAACCACUAGUCAUGGGAAUCAGAGGAAACUUCUCUUCAGUUGACCCUGCAAGGGAUCCAGUCGAGCCUUCUUUGGAAGGCCAUCGUGCUGGUCGAAGAAGCGUCGACAUGUUAUUUUCUAACCAAGAUCUACUUGAAGAACCUCAAUUCUCUCUCAGUAAUCUCAUAUUGGUCUGAAAAUAAAGUAAUGAAGUAUGUGUUCAUUUAACUCAUAAUCUUAAGACGAUGAUAACUGCAGAUAAGUAGGUAAAUGGAACAUGUAAAGGAAUCUGUUGUGUCAAAAAAUGUUUUUAUUUAACUAAUGUGUUCUAUUUCUAUUUAAAUUUUUUGCACAAUUGCAACACUUAAGUUUUUUAAAUGUUUGAAUAUUGGGAUUUUAUUCUGUAAGUUUGAUUAUGCCUUAUUGGUUGGUUUUUCAUGUCGCAGUUACAUAAUCAACAAGAGCCCUUUAAUAAUUCUUAACGUGCUAUGCAAGUAAGAGCUCUUGUUUUUUUUUUAACUAAUAGGGCAAGUGAUAUGGAUCCAAAAGAUGCCAUAAAAAUGCAUUUGUAUUUUAAUUGACUUGCUUAAUUGUUACGACUAUUUAUUUUUAAAAGAUUUCCGUUCUAUGAACGAGAAAAAAAAUUGAUUCUUACUUUUCUAUAUUGAUUGCUUAGAUAAAAAAAAGUAGUGUAUUUGUUUUAUGUAAAGUAUAUUGAUGAAGCACUACUAAACAGGGAUAUAUGCAUUUUGUUAUUGAAUUUUUUUUUCAGUGCAUUUCCAUUUUCCAGUGUAUUAUAAAGCACAAGUAGAUAUAUAUAUAAAUAACCUUUGCUUUUGGAGAAGGAAUCUGUGUAUCUUGCUAAUAUAGGUAGUAAAUUUUC
This is a messenger RNA of Macrobrachium nipponense, 3366 nucleotides long. RefSeq names its product serine/threonine-protein kinase PAK 2-like (gene Pak). Gene Ontology annotation, molecular function: ATP binding; protein serine/threonine kinase activity. The transcript is spliced from 14 exons. Lineage: Eukaryota; Metazoa; Arthropoda; Malacostraca; Decapoda; Palaemonidae. The coding region runs from base 565 to 2292 and encodes 575 amino acids. The record is from RefSeq and is a predicted model, not a curated record. Gene Ontology annotation, cellular component: cytoplasm. Gene Ontology annotation, biological process: protein phosphorylation; regulation of axonogenesis; regulation of MAPK cascade.